Molecule: messenger RNA, 423 nt
Organism: Hemisphaericaspora subhashii
Lineage: Eukaryota; Fungi; Ascomycota; Pichiomycetes; Serinales; Debaryomycetaceae
Gene: PPT2
Product: holo-[acyl-carrier-protein] synthase
Exons: 1
Coding region: 1-423 (140 amino acids)
Molecular function (GO): holo-[acyl-carrier-protein] synthase activity; magnesium ion binding
Source: RefSeq, a predicted model, not a curated record
AUGAAACAAGUAGCAAUAACAGUAGGUAUUGGAAUGGAUAUCAUCAAUUGUAGAAGGUUUGAUCGUUUGCUUUCAUUGAAAGGAUCGUCGUUUGCAUCAAGGCUUUCUAAAAGAUUGCUCCAUCCAAUCCAUGAGCUACCACGAUUCGAAUCCAUAGCAACAAAUUCGCAGAGGGUACAGUUCAUAUCUGGAUCUUGGGCUGCUAAGGAGGCCGUCUUUAAGACGCUUGAUUCUGAGUCUCAGAAAUUGUUUCUGUUUAAGGAAUGGUACAAAUCUAAUGAUAAACGUGGCAAGCCCUUUAUCUCGAGUGAUAAAUACGAUUCCGAAGAUGAGCAGUUCCUUUUGACCAUAACACAUGAUGCUGAUUUCGUGGCUGCGACUGUUUUGCGACAGCGAAUUAUCGAUUUGACCUCGUCACUCUAA